AUGCAGCUCGAUCGCUGGCUCGAGGCAGCUGGUGAAGCCUUGACAUUUUCAUGUACAGGAUAUUCGCGAGACCGAGAUCCAGAUGGUCUCUUCGGUAUUGACGAUACUGACCGAGAACAGCAUGUGCGCACAGAUCGAUCAGCAGUGGACCUCGACGGGCCUCCUUCGCGAUCUAACUCGCUUUCAAUACAGUUGGCGAUGCAACGAGAUGAUCAUCACGGCCGACGGUGGGCGACCAGCGCAGUCAUGAUGGCGGAGCAGAGUGCUGCAGGCGAUCAACACCGCCUCCCUCUGACAUACAGUGACGUCAGGUUCGACUUCGAAUCCGACUGA
Messenger RNA from Monascus purpureus, 333 nucleotides. Lineage: Eukaryota; Fungi; Ascomycota; Eurotiomycetes; Eurotiales; Aspergillaceae. The record is from the annotation of a GenBank genome assembly.